ACCUACAAAUUAGAAAUCAAAAGGGUUAAAAAUUGAGUGGGCGUAAGAGUUAAAAUUUAAAGUAGGCGUGGCAUUAAACAUUAAAAAUGUCUCAAGAAGUCAACAGUGCACCAGAGAGGUCUCGUAGUCCCAAUCAAUCAGACUGCAGCCCGUCUCCUGAACCAAACGAGCCAAAAGAUACAACAUACAAGCCAACCUACACUGGCAAGAAGAGAGGACGGAAAAGGAAACUGCCAAGGGAGCAAGAUGAGAGUGGAAGUGACAACGAUGAGCACACAAGCAAUUUUCCUGCUUCAAAAUUGUUAGAGUACCAAUGGCCUCCUGGAGGGGGUAAUGUGGCAUCAAAGUGGUACAUGCUUCAGGAGCAGGUGGGGGAGUUCCUGGACGUUAGGAGCAUGAUGAGACGCUACCCAGACUUAGAGAGACGAUCUCUUGAUAUUGAAGAGAAGAAGUAUUUACUGGACAUUGAAGCUGUCAAUGAAACACAAUGCAAUAUGGGUUUGGUUGCUAUGGAAAGCGAUGGCGUCUUAGAGCUGAUGGCGGAUGAGUUUCCAGACAAGUACAAAGAAUAUGUCGAUGCUCAGGUUGAGAGACAAUUCAAUGAAGCAGUUCAGAGCACGUUAGCCGAUAUGAGGACGCUAGCUGAGAGUCAGGUCACUCAAGAGUGUGAAGACCCCGACGAACUGAUUGAUGCAAUGCUCGACGAGACUGUCCUCUUUAAUUCUUAUUGCAAUAUUUUGAGAAAACGUAACUAUGAUACUUACCAGGAGAGACCUCUUGAAGCUCAAAGGAUACCAAGACCUAAGCAAGUUCCUCGUAAUUGUCCACGGAAAUCCAAGUAUCCAGCUGCACUGGUACCUGGUCAAUACAGCGACUACAUUAGAAGAUAUUCCCCUCGGGAACUUUCCCAGCUCCCGUUAAAGACUGUCACCUCUUUCCCAGAUACUCCGCCCGAGACUACAAAGGAUAGCGCUCAGUCUACUGCUACAAACGAUAGCACUUUGUAGAUCAUUAUUACAUUCAUUAUAUAUAUACUAUACUGUUACCCAAACACUCCUCCCAGUUUUUUUCAGUGAUAACAUUCUAUAAAUACAA
Amphimedon queenslandica is the source of this 1095-nucleotide messenger RNA. Its product is annotated as PHD finger protein 10-like. Bases 87 to 1007 code for a protein of 306 amino acids. The record is from RefSeq and is a predicted model, not a curated record. Lineage: Eukaryota; Metazoa; Porifera; Demospongiae; Haplosclerida; Niphatidae. The transcript has 10 exons.